CCGGAAGUAACAUAUAUUUCUAUUCUGUCUGUCUCUAACGCUACGGUAUGUGAGACUUGUACGGGAAGAGGAGAGCAGACUAGACGUGAGUGCUCGACCAUAAGACCGGUGUUGUCAGGUGGCACAGAUCCAUUGAAGAGCGACACCGUCCACAGAAGCAGGGCUGUUCCGCUGGAUUUGUAAACGUUUCUUUAGCGGCGACCGUUCACUUGAUCCGAGGCAGGAUGUCUGGACAGAGCAUUACCGACCGAAUCACCGCCGCUCAGCACAGUGUUACCGGCUCGGCGAUAACCAAAACGGUGUGCAAGUCAACCACACAUGAAAUAAUGGGGCCGAAAAAGAAACAUUUGGAUUACUUGAUACAGUGCACAAAUGAGAUGAAUGUGAACAUCCCUCAGCUGGCCGACACACUGUUUGAGAGGGCCAUCAACACCAGCUGGGUGGUUGUGUUCAAGUCCCUCACCGCCACACACCAUCUGAUGGUCUAUGGCAAUGAGAGAUUUAUACAGUAUCUGGCCUCAAGAAACACACUAUUCAACCUCAGUAAUUUUUUGGACAAAAGUGGCCUCCAAGGCUAUGACAUGUCGACGUUCAUAAGGAGGUAUAGCCGCUACCUGAAUGAGAAGGCUGUGUCCUACAGACAAGUCGCCUUUGACUUCACUAAAGUGAAAAGAGGGUCUGAUGGAGUGAUGAGAACCAUGAACACGGAGAAACUCCUCAAGACCAUCCCCAUCAUCCAAAAUCAGAUGGACGUGUUACUCGAUUUCAAUGUCAAUGCCAAUGAACUGACAAAUGGCGUGAUCAACGCAGCCUUCAUGCUUCUGUUCAAAGAUGCGAUCCGACUGUUUGCAGCGUACAAUGAGGGCAUAAUCAACCUCCUGGAGAAAUACUUUGACAUGAAGAAAGUGCAGUGCAAAGAAGGACUCGACAUCUACAAGAAAUUCCUUACACGAAUGACUCGAAUCUCAGAGUUCCUCAAAGUUGCAGAGCAAGUCGGAAUUGAUCGAGGGGACAUCCCAGAUCUGUCACAGGCCCCCAGUAGCCUGCUUGAUGCCCUGGAGCAGCACUUGGCCUCUUUAGAGGGAAAGAAAGUCAAAGACUCAACAGCAGCCAGCAGGGCCAGCACCCUCUCCAAUGCGGUCUCCUCCCUGGCCAACACUGGCAUAUCUUUCACCAGAGUGGAUGAGAGGGAGAAACUGGCAGCCUUGGAGGAAGAGCAGAGUCGCCUGAGAGCACUAAAGGAGCAGCGUCUUUUAGAGCUCCAGAAGAAUCCUUCCGCAGCAACCACAGACUCCACCCCUAUCUCCACGGUGGGCGGGACCAUCCACUCUGCCCCUGCCAUUGACCUCUUCUCUACCCCCAGCUCCACCAACAGCACCUCCAAGGCAGCCAAUGAGCUGCUGGACCUGCAGCCGGCUUUCCAGCAGUCGCUGACUCCGUCCGCCACCAACACAUGGGGAGGGUUUCCAGCCUCCCCAACGCCACAGCAGCCCCAGAACUCUCAAGGCCUUAACGUCGACUUUGACUCAGUAUUCGGCAACAACAUCAACGCUAACAACCAGGAUGCUACAGAUGUUUUAGGUGGCCUCCUCAAACCCACAGUGACAUGUUCACCCAGUCAGGAUAUGGGCAUGACCCUGAACGGCCAACAGGCCCACAAACUGGUGUCCAACGACCUGGACUCAUCACUAGCCAACCUUGUCGGCAAUCUGGGAAUUGGCAACGGCACAGCAAAGAAUGAUCUUCACUGGAGUCAGCCUGGUGAGAAGAAGCUGACGGGUGGAAACAACUGGCAACCCAAGACUGCUCCUUCUACCACCUGGAACCCUGCAGCCAUGGCACCAUCUGUUAUGGCCUUCCCUGCAACCACACCGACAGGCACCAUGGCAUAUGCAAUGCCUCCCCACGUAGGCUCCAUGAUGAUGACGACACAGCCCACUAUGAUGUACACCCAGCCAGUGAUGAGGCCAGCCAACCCCUUUGGUGCCAGUCCAGGUGCACAGAUGCACUUUAUGUAAUGUGAAGGGGAGGGGGUCUUCCCCCCGUCUGAAGAUGAUUCACGAAGAAGAGAACUAUCCAAGCAAACCUGCCGUUUGCUUCUUCUGAACUCCCCUCUCUGGGAAUAAAAGGCCCAAAUAAGACUUGUUGACUAAAACCACGGUGACUAGGAGUGCUCUGACCAUCUCAGACGGGCAUCACAGUGGACAUUGAGCACAUCACGUCGAAGUCAUAGGAGACGACUGUGCUGCCAUUCAGACCCAUGUGGAAAGGGAUCAACCCCUACUUCAUCCUGGACUAAGAAACACGACACCCAUAGGGAGAGCUCUGACGUCACGGUUUAUGUACCUGGAGAAAAAAAAAAUUGUAUUGUUGUCACACAUACACAUUGUUUGAGUCUUUUGAUUAUCAUAAUACCUUCUGAAAGCAUCCCCAAAUUGGGAAAGUAAUUGCAAACUUCUCUUUAUACCACACUUUUGUAUGUAUUGUUUGCAGUAGACAUUCCGUGUGUAUUGUUUGUAUUUAUUUAUGAUUACCUAUAGAGAAGAUGACAAAAUAAAUAAAGUAAAUGCAUCUAGUCACUGAUCUCCUUGUGGACGGUCUUCAGGUUUAUACAUAGGUAUGAUUGAUUGUAGAAUUGGAUUUUGAGUGAUUGAGAUUUUUUUUUCAAAAAGAAUGUAAUAUAAAGAAGAUAAAGAGAUGACAUGUUUUGCUGUUGGCACUAAAUAUUCUCUGUACUCUUAUGAUGCCUUGUACAGUUAUCUGUGGCUCUAAGGGUCACUGAGGAUAGGAAUGAACGUAAUCGUUCAUUAACAGUCAAAUCGGUCAGGAUGAUUUCUUAAAAUUUGGCAAGGAAACAUUUUUCACAUCAGCAACAUCACUAAAUGCUGUGAUGGCGGCAGCAUUACAUUGGAAAGAAAUCUGCAUUUAUGCUUUUGACGCUUUUGGCAUGCCAUAUAUUCUGACAUUUAACAAAGCUCCCGGAUGCCUGGUUCCAGCCUGAAUGUGCAGGGUCCCUUUCAUUCUCAGAUCAUGUUUCCAUAGGCGAGCACUGGGGCAUUCAGGACUGUGAGGGCACCAUGAGGCACGGGUGUAAGUUCGGGUCUGACUGGUAACAGAGGGGGGUUCUAGUUGUUCAGGAGAAUAGAGCACUGUUGAUCGGUGCUAUGUGUAUAUAAAACUUUCCCUGCCAAUCAUAGGAUCCGGUGCAGGUAUGAAAUAUGGUCUGAACAUUAAAGUGGCCCUGAAUCAUUCACUGAGCAUUUGCUGCAUUGUUCCUGCAGAUUUAUAUUUUGGUUGGUUUGAUUUUUUUUUUUUUUUU
Molecule: messenger RNA, 3319 nt
Organism: Cyclopterus lumpus (lumpfish)
Lineage: Eukaryota; Metazoa; Chordata; Actinopteri; Perciformes; Cyclopteridae
Gene: picalma
Product: phosphatidylinositol binding clathrin assembly protein a
Exons: 20
Coding region: 225-2018 (597 amino acids)
Biological process (GO): clathrin-dependent endocytosis; clathrin coat assembly; synaptic vesicle budding from presynaptic endocytic zone membrane
Cellular component (GO): clathrin-coated vesicle; synaptic vesicle; clathrin-coated pit
Molecular function (GO): clathrin heavy chain binding; phosphatidylinositol-4,5-bisphosphate binding; 1-phosphatidylinositol binding
Source: RefSeq, a predicted model, not a curated record